This is a messenger RNA of Hevea brasiliensis (rubber tree), 1273 nucleotides long. RefSeq lists its product as uncharacterized. Bases 446 to 1027 code for a protein of 193 amino acids. The record is from RefSeq and is a predicted model, not a curated record. Lineage: Eukaryota; Viridiplantae; Streptophyta; Magnoliopsida; Malpighiales; Euphorbiaceae. The transcript has a single exon.
CCAGUACAGUAAAGCAAAAGAAAAAUACUUUUAAAGAGAUCCGCCACUUGUACGACCGACCCCGCCCAUGACUCAGACUCUUACGCCCUUCACCUCUAAUUUUCAUUUCCUUGCUUUUCCCCCUUCUAAUCUCUACCAUUCAUCUUCCUUUUCCAUCACCAACCUUUAUGAAACCUCCCAUCCAACGGUCAUCAUCUCAUGUGCACCAACUCACAAUGAGGUCUAACUUUAAUUUUUUUUUUUAUUAAAGCAUCUUUCUAUAAAAUAUUUAAAAAAUCGCAUUAAAUAUUUUUAGUUUUGUUUUUUUAACUCAUUUGACCGAAACUCCGCUUUCCUUCUCUCUAUAUAACCCUUUCCACCCCCUUCUCUCUCCUCAUCCUUUGCUUUUGUUUCCAUUUCUCAUCCCUACUCUCUUGUCUCUGUUUUCAAUUAGCUCUUUUGUUUAAUGGCCGAGACACCAUCAAAACGCCUCAGAGAUGAAGCUCAAAUAGAAGAAGAUGUUAUCGUUGUUGAUGAAACUAAUAAGCGCCAUAAGUCAUAUAACCACAUACUCACUCUUCUUGAAGAAGAAGAAGAUGAAAUAACCCAAGACCUUUCUUCUCUCAUCACUACACUUCAGCAAGAACUCUCCUCUGACUCUACCUUCAACGACCCUCUUUCUUGUGUAACCACAGUAACCGACCAAGAAAACCCUAUCAAUGCCGUAACGCCCACCUUAGAAGACUGCCCAUCUUCUUCUUCUUCUUCUUCUUCUUCUUCUUCUUCUUCCUCUACCUUCUUGAAGGAGGAUGAGGAAGAUGAUAAGGAAAGAGUUAUAAGGCAUCUUCUUGAAGCAUCUGAUGACGAGCUUGGGAUUCCAAACAGACAAGCUGUUAGUAGUGUUGAAGAUGGCUAUGGAGAAGCUCUUGUUAGCAGUGGAAAUGGGUUCCAUGGAGUCGAUGGGUUCUCCCUCUGCGAUGGCUUAUGGGAAUUUGAAGACGCUAAUGCUAACUAUUAUGCCUUGUUGCAAUCUGAACUAUUCCUGUAGCUAGCCAGCGGGUUAGGGGGGGGUUUAGAACGGAAAGAAAAGAAAUGGUAGGGGUUGAAAAAGAUGAAAAAGUGAGUGGGAGAAAAUAUAAAAUGGAAACUAUAUUUGGGUUUCCAUUUUUGCCACUUUUUUUUUCUUUCUUUGUAAAAAAAAAAAAAAUCUGAAGCACCCGGCCCUUAACCUUCUCUAAUUUUUAAUUUAAAAGGAUUAAAAUGUGGAACAACAAAAAAAUUAGUCCUCACUAUA